UGAUCUCUCAGUAUUCAUUUUUUUUUCAUAUGAAUACUAUCUAUGUAAUUGCAAAUUUAUACUAAAUUUACAAACAAAAGUUCAGUGUUUAAUGGAUCUGAGAACCGGUGAUCUGGUUUUAGUUUCGGUAUAAAUUGAUGUUUCGUAGAGAAAUUAGCCAGUUAAUGUCAACUUGAAGUUUUCGUUCAUGGCACCUAUUUUGCAUUUGCAUUUGUUCAUUGUCUUUAGUGUUGGAAAAGUCGAGCAGCUUUUGAAAUCUGUAGUUAAUUUGAAUCUGAAUAUUGAAAAUGCAUUUCAAAGUGGUUCAGUUCAGAUUUAGAUGUUAGGUGCAGAUUUGAUUUGAUAUGAUUCUUUUAUUAAUAAAAAUUAGGCUUUGGGAGUGCUUUGGUUAUUAUAUUGCCAUGGAUCAUUUAAAAAGUGGAUCGCAAGAUGAAGAAACACAACGGCCAUUGAUAUGUGGGCUUCCAGACGAUAUUGCACUUUUCUGCUUAGCGAGAGUUCCUAGAAAGUAUCAUACAAUACUAAAGUGUGUUUCCAGGGGAUGGAGAGACUUAGUAUGCAGUGAAGAAUGGCGUGCUUAUCGUAGAAAGCACAAUUUGGAUGAGACUUGGAUUUAUGCUUUGUGUCAAGACAAUAAGCUUGAGAGGGUUAGUUGUUAUGUAUUGGACCCCAACUCUGCUAGAAGGAGUUGGAAGCUCCUUCAUGAUUUUCCACCUCCCAUCUUGAGGACAAGAAAAGGCAUCGGUUUUGAGGUCUUGGGAAAUAAUCUUUAUUUACUGGGUGGCUGUGGUUGGUCUCAGGAUGCCACUAGGGAGGUCUACUGCUAUGACCCUUCGAGGAACUCAUGGUCUAAUGCUGCCUCCUUGUCAACUGCAAGGUGCUACUUUGCUUGUGAAAUUCUAGAUGAGAAAAUUUAUUCCAUUGGGGGAUUAGGUUCAAAAUCAAGUGACGCACAUUCUUGGGAAGUUUAUGAGCCUUGCACAAACAACUGGAAGUUGCACACAAAUCCAAAUGUUGUUCCGGAAAUUGAAGAUUCGUUUGUCAUGGAUGGGAAGAUUUAUAUCCGCCGUGGUACAUCUGCUGUAACUUCUGAGGUUUAUGCAUUAGUUUAUGAGCCAUCGAGCUGCACCUGGCAGCAUGCAGAUGCUGACAUGGCUUCAGGAUGGCGGGGUCCUGCAGUUGUUGUAGAUGAAACCCUUUAUGUGUUGGAUCAGAGUUCAGGGACGCGAUUGAUGAUGUGGCACAAAGACAGUAGAGAGUGGGCACCAGUUGGGAGGCUAUCCGCCCUAUUAACAAGACCACCUUGCCAGCUUGUUGCCAUUGGAAACAACAUAUUUGCUGUAGGGAAAGGGUGUAGCACGGUGGUAAUUGAUGUUGGCAACACAGGGAAUGUUGGAGGGGUUAUGGUGAGUUCCUCUAUUCCUAAAGUGAAUGAUACUGAUGAUGUUAUUAGAUGUAAAUGUUUAGCUAUAUGAAGCAUAUUUUGAAGUUCUCUUCUGUGUCUAUCCAGAAGAUUGUUUUAUGGGGCUCAAAUAUAUGCCCCUUUGAAAGAAAUUGUUAUCUUAUAGAUUUUAUAAAACUUUAUGCAUUUAUAAAUAGUAUUUUUUUGGAUAUUAA
Mangifera indica (mango) is the source of this 1617-nucleotide messenger RNA. RefSeq names its product F-box/kelch-repeat protein SKIP4. Bases 345 to 1475 code for a protein of 376 amino acids. The transcript is spliced from 2 exons. The record is from RefSeq and is a predicted model, not a curated record. NCBI's taxonomy places the organism in Eukaryota, Viridiplantae, Streptophyta, Magnoliopsida, Sapindales, Anacardiaceae. Gene Ontology annotation, molecular function: protein binding.